Molecule: messenger RNA, 3147 nt
Organism: Planococcus citri (citrus mealybug)
Lineage: Eukaryota; Metazoa; Arthropoda; Insecta; Hemiptera; Pseudococcidae
Product: sodium/hydrogen exchanger 9B2-like
Exons: 10
Coding region: 640-2301 (553 amino acids)
Biological process (GO): proton transmembrane transport
Cellular component (GO): membrane
Molecular function (GO): antiporter activity
Source: RefSeq, a predicted model, not a curated record
GUUCGCGUUCGCGUUCGCGAGAUUAUCGCGCGAAUCACCAGUUACGUGUACCUACAACUCGUACGUAAUACUCGUAUAUCGGUACAUGUAUGUAUAUUUUGUAUUUUUUUCCACGACCUUGACUCGGUAAAAAAAAAAUUGCUGCUUAGUGUUCUCAGUCAGUUCGGUAGUUGAAAUUGCACAAAAAGACAACACUGGUGAAUUAAUACCCGAUAGGUGGAAUAUUUACGAGUUUAUCUCUCCUCAUUGCUGGCCGAUAUAAAUGCUAAUAAUGUGAUAUAAAUAAAUAAACGCGAAGUCAGUUCACCGCGAACAGAUAACCAGUCAUUACGUAUCCGUUCGUUCGCGCUGCUCAAUGCUUCGCUUUCAAAGCUUUUGUUUUCACGUUUGAAAAAAAAAACUCCGAACAUCGCAUAAAUAUGUAAACUCUGCAGCAGCGCGUUCAAACUUUCGCUUUCUUUUUUCUUUUUUUUUUCUUUUUUUUCCGGUUGCAAUUUUCGCUUUUUAUUUAUCGACGCGAUCGCGGUUACUUUCUACGUAUACGUACUUCCUUCGAACGAUUUUUUUUCUUUGUUCGAGUUUUUUCCCCCCCGUUUUCGACUCUCGCGUGUUCGCAAUUUUUUUCCUAGUUGGAGUAAAAUGACGAAGACAAACGAUGCCGACACGAAAAACAAAAAUUUGCAACUUACAACCUGUAACAAUGACAAAUGCACCCACGAUAACUUUCACGACAACGCGCAACAAUCUUUGCUCUCAAAAUCAGAUAAAAUCGAAUAUGAAUUACAAAAGGUCGCUAACAACGGAAUACCAUCAAAAGCUGCACCCAACAGCAAAAGUCCACCUGAUUUGGAUCCAGAAAAAAGCCAAACCCCGAAUAAGAAAUUGGAGAGGUUCGCGAAUCCGUGCGGUCCGAAAAACAACUACAUUUUACGAAUGAUAUCAUUUUACAUAUGCGUCGCAAUCAUAUGGGGCAUAUUAUUCGCAUUUCUCAAGCACGAAGUACUGCCCGGAGGCAAACUGUUACUUUUGAUAUUGUUGAUGGCAGGCGCUUACACCCUCGGAGACGUAUUCAAACACGUCGGUUUACCCAAAAUACUCGGAAUGCUGGUGUGCGGUAUUCUGUUCCGAAACAGCGGCCUGUUUUUCGAUUCCAAAGAAGCAGGCGUAUACGCCGACGUCAUAUCCACUGCCAGGCAAAUAUCAUUGACUUGUAUUUUGAUAGCUGCAGGCUUAGGACUGGAUGCGAAAUCGCUGAAAAGAUUGAGCGUUGUCGUAUUGGAACUAUCGUUCAUACCUUGCAUUUUUGAAGCCGUCGGCGUAGCCAUAUUCUGUAAGCUGUUACUAGACUUACAUUGGUUUUGGGGCAUGAUGAUCGGAUUCACAAUGGGUGCCGUAAGUCCGGCCAUCGUAGUACCAGGUUUAAUGAAGCUACAAAAAAAAGGAUACGAUUCGGAUAAUACGAUAUCGACGAUUGUAAUAGCAGCGGCUAGUUUCGACGAUAUAGUCGCCAUUUCCGGCUAUGGAAUAUUUUUUGGCUUAAUUUUCAACCAAGGCGACAUAUUCGAAAAAGUUAUCCACGGACCGAUCGAGUUCGCAGGAGGACUGCUCAUCGGCGUAUUAUGGGGAUUAUUCUCAGCUUGGAUACCGCAUAAAGACGAUAAACAUUUGGUGGCAAAACGCGUCUUCAUGAUCGGAGGUGGCUGUUUAUUUUUAGUGCUCGGCAGUCAAAUGGUCGGCUACGAUGGCGCUGGACCUUUUGCUUGCAUCGUUUCAGCGUUUGUUGCUUGCAUGUGCUGGAAAUGGCAAGGCUGGUCAGCUUCUUAUAAUCCAGUAGCUGACGUAUUCAAUUCCAUGUGGAUCAUCAUGGAACCAGCAUUAUUCGCUCUGAUCGGAGCCGAAAUAGAUUUAUCAAUUCUUCGUAUUGAUCAAGUAUUAAAUGGCAGCGCGGUUAUUCUAGGAGGACUCGUAUUUCGAACGGUUGCCUGUUCCGCAGUUCUGCUAACGUCUACCGUGAAUUUCAAAGAACUCGUUUUCAUAAACGUAGCAUGGUUACCAAAAGCUACAGUACAGGCGGCAUUAGGAUCGUUGGCAUUGGACAGAGCAAAGACCAUGGAGCCUCGAUCGGAAGAACAUUUGAAAAAUGGAGAAUGGACGUUGAUGAUAGCCGUACUUUCGAUACUUUUGACAGCUCCGAUCGGCGCAGUCGGUAUUUCCGUUCUCGGUAAAGUUUUACUAAAAAAAGACAAAACUCCCGUCAAUAGUGCGGAUAGCAAUCGUGCUCGUAUCAAUAAUCACGUUUAGUGAAUUCAGACGUGAAUGAUUCCUUCCAGUGUACCUGUCUCAUUUUUAUAAUAAUAAUAUCUAAUAUUGUGUAUAUUUGCUCUUCUCUUCUCUUCUCUUCCUUUCACACGCGCUAACAAUAUUAUUCAUCGUCUUCGUCGUGAUUUGUCAAUACCAUCGUCAUUAUUCAUGUAUUAAUGCUCUUACAAAUUUUUUUGUUGUUCAUUCCUUCUUGCGUUCUCGGCAGCAUGAAACUGCGAACGCGUCGGUUCAGCAAUCUUAAUAAUAUACUUAUAUUUUAUUUAUUUCACCAUUUCAAGCUUCUAAAAGCUACGUAUUCUAUUUUCACUUUUAUUUUUUUCUUUCAUUUUUCCAAUAGUUAGGUACCUACCUAUUACCUACUAUAGCGAGAGCGACAUUAGUAUAAAAAUAAUAUUAAUGUACCUAGUUUUUGUAGUAGUCUUUAGAAUGUGUAUUACCAAAGCAUCUUUCGAGAAUAAUCGUAUUUAUGCAUUCACUACACGUAGGUAUUAUUUAGGUAUACGAUUCAAUUUACGUAUACUACGUACUCGUACUGGCACUAUUUAAUUACAUAUAUGAAUCGCGUCAAUAUAUUUCAUUCAUUUACAUAUUUAUUUAUGUAUCAUUUUUUUUUGUACUUUAAUUACCAAGCUGCUUCUUGUAUUAUAGGUGUAAUACAUUGUACAUUAUGUUUUUGUUUGUAAUAUUACGAUUAUAUAAUUAUGUCAACUGUUUUACUUGUAGGUAAGUACUUGUUGUUGUUUUCUUGUUAUUAUUUUCUUGUUGAUUUUUUAUUUUUGUUGUUGCUUUUUUUCCUCGUCAAUAAAGUCACCAAUGAAUGUUCAA